Ostrinia furnacalis (Asian corn borer) is the source of this 4072-nucleotide messenger RNA. RefSeq names its product synaptojanin (gene Synj). Bases 133 to 3426 code for a protein of 1097 amino acids. Gene Ontology annotation, molecular function: phosphatidylinositol-4,5-bisphosphate 5-phosphatase activity. The transcript has a single exon. Gene Ontology annotation, biological process: synaptic vesicle endocytosis; phosphatidylinositol dephosphorylation. The record is from RefSeq and is a predicted model, not a curated record. NCBI's taxonomy places the organism in Eukaryota, Metazoa, Arthropoda, Insecta, Lepidoptera, Crambidae.
UCGUUUUUGUGUGGUGGUCGAUUAUUUUUCCUGAAAAUUAAUCUUUCGAUAAAAUUAGGGGGGGCGGAUGGAUAGAUAAUCGCAAUUAUCAAUAACUAUUGAUUCGAUGCUAAAUUUACGUUAGCAAUAGCCAUGGCUAUGUCAAAAGGUUUUAAAGUGCUGGAAAAGUCUUCGCCCCCGAAUCCGUACAGUGUAAUUUUACAACACCGAAAUAAAGACUCAGCGCUACUCUUCGAGUCUCAGGCAGUGGUUUCUCUGUCCUCUCAAGAAACAGACACAUUAAAGAAGCAAUAUCAUAAAAUCGCUGACGCCUACGGCUGCCUGGGCGUUCUCCAACUCAACUCGGGUGAAAGCUGCCUCUUGUAUCUCGUUCUCGUCACGGGCUGCUGCUCCGUCGGUAAGGUCGGCGAUGUCGAAGUGUUUAAAAUAACCCAAACUCAAUUUUUACCGCUAUUCUACCAAUCGCAGAAUGAGGAUAAAGUUUCUGAAGUAAGAAAGCUUCUCAACUCUGGUACUUUUUAUUUUUCAUGGAAUACUGGUAAAAAUAAUGACAAUCUAUUUGAUCUCACGCUAUGUGCUCAAAGAAAAAGUAAGGGUGCAAACCCUGACAACAGAUUCUUUUGGAACAGAACCUUAUUUAUACAUUUGAUAAGAUUUGGAAUUGAUUGUGAUGACUGGCUCACCAGAGCCAUGUGUGGCUCGGUGGAAAUACGCACUAUCUAUGUUGGCCACCGCCAAGCCAGGGCUGCUUUAGUGUCCCGGUUGAGCUGUGAAAGGGCAGGGACUAGAUUCAAUGUGAGAGGAUGUAAUGAUGAUGGUAAUGUAGCUAAUUUUGUUGAAACUGAGCAAGCCAUUUAUAUUGAUGACUCUGUGGCUUCCUACAUUCAAACCAGAGGUUCAGUACCAUUGUUUUGGGAGCAACCUGGAGUUCAGGUGGGGUCACACAAGGUGAAAAUGUCAAGAGGGUAUGAUGCUUCCACUAGUGCCUGUGAUAGACAUUUCACUCAAUUGAAGCGAAAUUAUGGAUCUGUAUUUGUAGUUAAUCUCCUUGGAUCAAGUCUGAUUGGUGGCAGCGAAGGAGAAGCCACACUUAGUAAUGCAUUUCAGAAACAUCUCAAUGAAUCCAGUCAUUCUGAUGUAGUCCAGCUCAUAUUUGACUAUCACCAGGAAGUAAGAGCUGGCUCAAUAGAAACUGCCUUGGCCAAAUUUAAAAAAAUAAUUGAAAAACACUAUGAUGACAUAAGCAUCUUCAGUGCCAAAGGUGAGGAUAUUUACAACAUCCAAAAGGGUGUGAUCAGGACAAAUUGUUUAGAUUGCUUAGACAGAACAAAUUCUAUACAAACUUUCAUUGGUUUGGAAAUGCUGGCAAUCCAAUUAAUGUUGCUGCAGUGCAUUGAUAAAAAGCAAAAUGUAAAUAGAUUUGAAGAAGUGUUCAAGCAAAUGUGGGUAAAUAAUGGCAAUGAAAUUUCAAAAAUCUAUGCAGGGACUGGUGCUAUACAGGGAGGAUCUAAGCUGAUUGAUGGUGCAAGGUCUGCAGCCCGCACUAUACAGAAUAAUUUGCUGGACAACUCCAAACAAGAAGCUAUUGACAUAUUAUUGCUAGGUUCUACAUUAAACUCGGAACUAGCAGACCGAACCAGAAUUUUACUGCCAUCCAAUAUUUUGCAUACAUCAACCCCAGUCCUAAGAGAAAUGUGUCGAAGAGCUAAUGAAUUUACCCAACCAACGAGCAUACGCAUCACUAUUGGUACCUAUAAUGUCAAUGGUGGUAAACAUUUCAGAAGUCUUGCAUACAAAGAUGUAUCUCUUGCAGAUUGGUUAUUGGAUUGUCCUAAUUCAUCUUUGGUGAAUACUGUAAACCUAAAAGAACACCCAUCUGAUAUAUUUGCUAUAGGUUUUGAAGAGAUAGUGGAUCUGAAUGCCAGUAACAUAAUGGCAGCUAGUUCAGACAAUGCCAAAGCAUGGAGUGAGGAGCUGGAGAAGGUUCUAUGUAGAGAUGCUCCUUACACUUUGCUGUCAUGUCAUCAGUUGGUUGGUGUGUGUUUAUUUCUAUUUGUGAGAAAAGAUUUAGUUCCUCACAUUAGAGAUGUUGCCCUGGACUCGGUUAAAACUGGCUUAGGAGGUGCCACGGGAAACAAGGGUGCGGUAGGAAUCCGUAUGGUAAUUUAUGGAACUUCCCUGUGCUUUGUUUGCGCCCACUUUGCUGCUGGACAGUCUCAAGUUACUGAACGCAAUGCAGACUACACUGAAAUCACGCGAAAAAUCGCUUUUCCUAUGGGAAGGUCACUGUAUUCUCACGAUUACGUAUUUUGGUGCGGCGAUUUUAACUACAGAAUUGAUCUUGACAAAGAUGAAGUACGUUCGUUAGUAUCGCAGAACAAUAUGCACAGGUUGCUUGAACAAGAUCAACUUAUUCAACAAAAAUCGCAAGGCUUGGUUUUCAAAAAUUGUUUUGAAGGAGAUAUUACUUUCCCACCGACUUAUAAAUACGAUCUUUUUAGCGAUGAUUACGAUACCAGCGAAAAAUGUCGGGCACCCGCUUGGACUGACAGAGUUCUAUGGAGAAGCAGAAAACACACCAUUGACCCUGAAACGACAUCAGAACUCGCUGCUGGAAAAUUGCUUCACUAUGGUCGCGCCGAACUGAAACAAAGUGACCAUCGUCCAGUUAUUGCAAUUUUAGAAGUGGAGGUUCUUCAAGUCAGUUACACCAAAUGUAUGGAAGUAUUUUAUGAAGUAGUAAAAGACCUCGGUCCUCCCGACGCAAGCAUUAUCGUGCAACCCAUCGAGGAAAUCGAUAGCGACGAGUCAGUGUUUGACGAUAACGUGAUGGCAGCUGUGCUGCAGGAAUUGGCCACAAUCGGCGAAGUCACUCUAGUGCGUUUCAUAGAUGAGCAGUCUCUGAGCAUCACAUUUAGAGAUGGACAGAACGCAUUGGCCGCAGCGCAAAAGGGUCAAAUAUCAGCCUGCUCUAUCCCAUUGAGCAUAACAUUGAAGUGUCCCGAUUGGGUCGACAUAGUUCGAUCUGAAAUAAAUCUAUGCACGAAUAAUACGGUUCCGCUAGUCGGCGAGGCUCAGGUAGAGCGGCCGCUGCGUUCCGCCCCGCCGACGCCGCGCAGACAGCAGCCCAGCAGGCCCCCAGCGCCGUCGCCGACGCCCUUGGUUCCGUCGCGAGCGCAGCAGGUCCCUGUGAGUCCGGCGCGCCCGCCGCCUCCUCGGCCCGCGCCUGUCACGCCAGACUCCAACAAGAUAAUCGCUCCGAGCCCUGUGACGUCGCCGCAGGCGGACAGCGUGCCGCCGCCGUCGUGCGCGCCGCCGCCGCCGCCGCCGAGCAGCACCCCGCCGCCCGCCGGCCCGCCGCCGCCGGUUCCUGCCAGACACGGUGCGCCGCCACCCUUACCUGCGCGCCCAAGACCAGUUACAUAAAUUUAAUAGCAUUUAUACAUUUAUAACCUUAAUAUGCGUAAUUAGAUAUUUAUGCAGUUAGAUUAGUAUUAAACACACCUAACCAAAUAUAGGUACUUAUCCCGACUUCUGAGAUGUUAUGAAAUGCCUUCAUACCUAAUUUGUAUUAGAAGAAUACUCGUAUUUUUCAUGGUCCUCUCUUUUUGUGCUAUUUUUAUGAAACUAGAGUGCUGAUGCUGAAUGCAAUGGUUACUUAUGUUUUAGAAUUUAGACUGUUGUUGCAUAUUUGAAAAUAUUUCACAAUUUACUCAGGACGAAAUACGACGAAUUUUUGAAACAAUUUAUUACUGUAAAUGACUGAAAAUUAUCAGCUCUGAUCUGAUCACCAUGUUGGGCGCCAAUAUCUUCCUCGACUCUAGUCGAUUCAGAAUUUCAGACAAAUUUUGUUAUUAUACUUUUUUAUGAGGCCUGAAAUAACAGUAAUAAAUACAGCUAAUUUAGAUUACAAUGUAAGCACUGUUUAAAAUUGACUAGUUUUUUAGAACUCCUAGGUUUCCAUGUUAAUUUUAUAAGUAAAAGUAUUUUUCUUAUUUAUUAUUAUUAUCAUGGCAUUCAUGGCUAAUAUUUAAUUUUGUAAGUGAUAAUGCAUCGAAAAGAUCUGUUGUUA